AUGGGUGAACUAGACGCUUGGAUGGAUGAGAAUUACCUGCGACAAUUAUGGUGGUCGAUGGGAUACGAAGUUUCUUGUCGUAUCAGUGUCGACAAGUAUGGUGGAUCGUAUGCAUUUGUUGAUUUCCCCAACCAUGAAGAAGCAACCAAGGCUCUCACCACGUAUAAUGGUACUUCCAUUCCACAAACCAACAAGUGCUUUAAAUUAAAUUGGUCCAAUCGAGAUGGUAACGGAGUCCCCUUUGUCAACACGCCAAUGCAGCAGAAUAAUUCAAACACCAAUGGGGAUUAUAGCAUCUUUGUUGGUGAUUUAGGUGCAGAUGUAGAUGAUCAUGUCUUGAUGGCCGCCUUUCAAAGUAGGUACGGUUCCAUUCGGUCAGCUAAAGUCAUGAUCGAUCCGAUUACGGGUUACUCUCGUGGGUUUGGAUUUAUUCGGUUCUUUGACGAGAAUGAUCAGCAACGUUCGUUGGAAGAGAUGCAAGGCGUGUAUGUGGGAUCGCGGCCUUUACGUGUGUCAGUAGCCAGACCCCGUGCAAAGUUUGAUGUGGGCUUAAGUCCUCAUACACCCGAGUCUGAAAUUACGACGGUAUUUGUGGGUGGAUUGAAUAGUACGAUUACAGAAGAGGAGUUACGUGCUUAUUUUGGUGUAUAUGGGGAUAUUUUGGCCGUCAAGAUAAUUCCGAACAAGAAUAUUGCGUUUAUUCAGUACGAACAGAGAUCAUCGGCGGAACAGGCAAUUGCAGAGUUGAAUGGAUCGCAUCUGGGAGGGGCUAAAUUGAGGUUAUCGUUUGGCAGGACACAAUUGAAUACAGGCGGUGUGCCGCCUCAGGGCGCCUCUGCAGUCGCUGGCCCAGCAUUUCAUUAUACCAUGCCCGUGUACCAACCUCCUCUACCUAUGAUACCAGCCGUGGAUUUGGUUACACCCUCAGCAACAAUAAUAAUCACCGAAAUGAUAAUCGGCGUGGAGCCGAACAUCAUCAGCAACGACGUGGUGGUGGCGGCGGUGGUGGUAAUGGACGGAAUGACCGUGCAGGUGCCUAGAAACCCACAAUUAGUGGGGAAACAUCGUAUUGAUGGUCGACUUGUUACUGUGGAAUUUACGAAAGAACAACCUUACGAGCAUGGUAAUUCUUCCAACCGUAUCGAUGCCAAACUUCAUGCAGUGUCAUUAUCUAUGGGUUCUUUUAUUGCCCCCAAACACUAUGUAGAAGAAUGGUCUACCACUGUGGAUGUAAAAUAUUGUCUAAAAUAUGCACGGCGUGAAGUGGAAAUCUUUUUUUCUCAUCUUGGAUCUGAUUACCGUCUCAACUACAAAUUUAAAGAUGUCUUGGGAGAUAUGACGGUAGAACGUCCAGAAAAUAAGACAAUCUUGACAAUUCCAUUACGAUAUCCUGCCAUGUUUUGGAAACGUAAUUAUCAAUCGGACCGAGUAACGAGUACUUCAUUUCAAGUCACACCACGUUGGGAACGGGUCACUUUAAUUCCACUCACCAAAGAUGUACAACUGGCUACAAAGCCCAAGCCAUUGACUCCUGACCCACGUAAAGAUGUCCUUGAUAUUGGUAACUGGGUGGUCUUACGCUUAGUCUUUCAGCCUACACGUUAUGCCGUCGAAUUCGAAAAAAAGUUGAAAGAAGCAGCGGAUUUCGAUCUGGUGCCUCGCGAUCUUACGAAUCUACCUCCUGUCAUCAAGGUCACACACGCUAAAGAUUUACCUAAACCACUCACGCACGUGGAUCGUUCCUCGUAUGGAAUUCCCUUCGACGUACUCUACAUGCUGGAAUGUAUCAUUUCUUAUCGUCACUGUAGUCCAUAUAAUAUCUCACCCGAGUUUCUGGUUCUGUUAUCAAAACUGGAUGAAAAUAUCAGUCGGGGAUGUUUCGAUCUGAUUAUGUUAAUGAAGCGACGCGUUUAUAACCCGUAUGCGUUUUUCCAGCGUACAUGGGAUGAUUUCGGAAUUAAAUUAACGGCACAAAAGAAUAUACCUAGUCAUUGUGCAUUGUUACGAAAAGUGAUUGUGACGCCCACACACAUGUAUAUUCAACCACCUUCACUUGAGACAACCAACCGUGUCGUCCGACAUUAUAAACAACAUGCAGAUCGAUUUAUGCGUGUACAAUUUAUGGAUGAAAAUCUAUCUCGUGUGGGUGCGGCUCAAGAUCGAUUGAUUAAGGAAGUGAUUUACGAUCAUAUCUUUGAGGUAUUGAAAAAGGGCAUUGUCAUUGGAACCACGCGAUUUAAAUUUCUGGCCUUUUCAAGUUCUCAGUUACGUGAACAAGGAUGUUGGUUCUUUGCACCCACACCGGAUUUAACCACCGAUAUGAUUCGAUCAUGGAUGGGUGUAUUCUCACAUGAAAAGGUCGUGGCAAAACACGCUGUGCGUAUGGGCCAAUGUUUCUCUUCCACGCGACCUGUGCGUAUUCUACAAGAGGAUGAAGUUGCGCAGAUACCCGAUGUUGUACAUAAUGGAUUUACCUUCUCGGAUGGUGUGGGUAAGAUUUCACCGGCAUUGGCAGAAGAAGUAGCCUUGCAAAUGGAACUACGUACAGUGCCCAGUGCUUUUCAAUUUCGUCUGGGUGGAGCCAAAGGCGUAUUGACGGUGGAUAAAUCACUGAACGAGGGACCGGUGAAAGUCCAGUUACGACCCAGUCAGAUCAAAUUCCAGUCAAAGCAUUUGACUUUGGAGGUGAUUCGAACCUCGACGUAUAUUCAUGGAUUUUUAAACAGACAGAUCAUUACUUUGCUUUCGGCGCUGGGCGUGAAAGAUGAGGUAUUUAUGGGGUUCAUGGAUGAUAUGUUGUUGGAUAUCGAUCGUAUCUUUCAACGACCUGAAGAAGCUGUUCGUGUAUUGCUGGGGAAUGUAGAUAAUGCAGGUACUGUGCAUUCGAUGGUGCCGAUUAUCCAAGCAGGGUUUAUGGAACGUAGAGAUCCGUACAUUACCAACCUUCUGAAUUUGUUUCGGAUUAGUAUUCUCAAGGAUUUAAAAAAGAAGGCCAAGAUUAUCGUGCCUAAUGGUGCUUAUUUACUUGGUGUUAUGGAUGAGACAGACACGCUGGAAGAAGGAGAAGUCUUUAUUCAGAUUUAUGAUAAUAAUGGAACAAACAUUCAUAAAGAGAUUAUUACAGGUGAAGUUGUUGUUUUCAGAAAUCCAUGUUUUCAUCCUGGUGAUGUACGUGUAGUGAAGGCAGUGGAUAGACCUAGUUUACAUCAUUUACUAGACGUGGUGGUGUUCUCCUCCAAAGGAUUUCGUGAUAUACCCAGUAUGUGUUCUGGUGGUGAUUUGGAUGGUGAUGAUUAUACAGUGUAUUGG
Mucor mucedo is the source of this 3309-nucleotide messenger RNA. Its product is annotated as RNA dependent RNA polymerase-domain-containing protein. NCBI's taxonomy places the organism in Eukaryota, Fungi, Mucoromycota, Mucoromycetes, Mucorales, Mucoraceae. Gene Ontology annotation, molecular function: RNA binding; RNA-directed RNA polymerase activity. Gene Ontology annotation, biological process: siRNA processing. The annotation marks the transcript as partial. The record is from RefSeq and is a predicted model, not a curated record. Gene Ontology annotation, cellular component: nuclear RNA-directed RNA polymerase complex. The transcript has 5 exons.